CGCGUCGGGUUGACUAUCCGGUCCCACCCUGACUCUCACCUUCGGCCCACCCCAUUGUCAACUGAGCACCGAUCAGGUACCACCUCACCAAACAUUGACUCCCAUCGAUUGAACACAACCAACCGAAUUCCACGGAGGUAACUGCUCCCAAACCCUAGCCAAUCUCACCUACUUCCAACACCAUCCUCUCGGCCGGCCAAUACGAAAUAUACUGCUCUGUCUCUCCUGACAGCAAACUCGGCCGAUGCUACGCAUUGCAACCUGGGCUGGAUGCCCUAGAUGGAGACUGUCUGCUAGACUUCCCUCGGCUCUGCAAAGAUCAGCUUCAACUCGAUCGGUGAGACAGAAUUCGAAGCCUUCUCAACAAAUGAAACAGGCCAAAACUUACUCUCCUCGCCGCGCUAACCCGACCCCGUCUUCAACUCCAGCCCCUGCUCUCGAAACUGCCGAUAUUAUAUUCAAGGCCAGGAAGAUACCAUUGCUUGCAUCCGGUGUUGUGGCUUUGGGCCUGGGCAUAUACAUAAGCCUCCUGGUCUCCUCACUCUAUUCGUCGCCCUGCUGCCAAGGCUCGGAAUCAGGCCCAGAUACUGUUCCCAAAGGGCGCCCCAGCAAUGUCUUUACCAAGGAGUCGGCUCGGAAAUUCGAUCAGAGUCUCGAUGGCUCUGAGUGGUUGAUGGGUGUCACUGCUUUGCGGCGCAAACUGGCUGCAGAGGCUUCGGGACAUGUGCUCGAGGUCGCAAUCGGCACCGGUCGAAACUUGUCAUAUUACGACUGGAGCACCAUCCUUCAACCCGAAUCACCAUCUGCAUCGUCGACCGGACUCCAACAUGCAAAAGCAGCUAAAGCCGUAGACCGCUCUGUUACUGUUGCGGCGGCACCGAUUCUCUCGUAUACUGGAGUUGACAUAUCGGGCGAGAUGCUGGGCGUCGCCAUAGACAAGCUUGCGCAAGUGGUUCCCCAACUGGCAGGUGUUGAGUCUCAAGCCCAACAACAGUCCCUAACUGCACAGAGCCACUGGGGAGUAUACUCCUAUCUAUCGAACAAGUUGAGGGUUUUCCAGUCUGACAUACACGUUUUUAUUCCUCCGCCACCGGAGCAAAUCUCGACGUCAUCAAAGUAUGACUUUGUCUGCUCAACAUUCUCGCUGUGUAGUGUUCGCGACCCCAAACAAGUGAUUCGGGACCUAGCCAACAUGGUGAAGCCGGAUACUGGCAGAAUUAUCCUCGUCGAGCAUGGCCGAGGGUGGUGGGGUUUCGUCAACGGUUUGCUAGACAGGUCGGCAGCUUCACACUUCAAGAAGUACGGGUGCUGGUGGAAUCGAGAUAUCGCUCAUAUCAUCGAAAGUGCAGCUGAGUCGCUGCCCGGGCUCGAAGUAGUCAAACUCGAUCGCCCAUACAUUACUCAACUCGGAACUACCUUGUGGGUUGAAUUGAGAGUGUCGCACACAUCUUAACGACUGGGCUGGUUUUGGGAAGCUUGUAUCUCUUCUACUUCCCAUCCUUGUCGUUAGGAGGAGGGGGCAAUGGACAGAGGGGAGUCACGAAUCUUCAAGUGGUCAAGUGGUCGACGACGUCCCCUAAAGGUGUGAGGACAGGAGAGGUCUGUUUAUUUCAUUUCAGUCAUACAUACCCCAAACCCUCUUCCGCUCCGAGCCCAGCCCACCAACCCGAACGCCAAAGCUUUCAUAGACACCCGACGGAUGAGCCUGUUGUACAAUAUUGAUGAUGCAUGGCGUCCGCUCAGCCUUUGCUCCUGUGCCUGAGAGCCAAAAUGGCUCGCCAAAGAGUUAAAGGAAUCAUCACAUACCCCUGUUCUCGUUCUUUUCCAUUUGCGUAAUCGACCACUUUCAAUCUUUCGUUUUGAAUCCAUUCAGCGCAGAAACAAGGUGUUUCGACAAAUUUCUCGAGUCUGCGACAUCCUCUGCGGACAAUUGGCUGGCGUUGUGAGACGCGACGUGGAACAGUUCUCAGCUUCACGUUACACAUCACGGCCAUCAACAAGAGUCCAGCAAACAGUCAAGCUCAUCGAGUUCAAUGUUCUCGGGGCAAUGAUCCCACUCUAGUAGGCUCCCCAACUUGAACCAGCUUUCGCCAUCGUUCUCUUUUCGGGCGCUCGAAGGCACCGAUGCCUUGAUAACUGGGCUGGUAAUGAAUUGAUGCGUGGGAAUAGUCCCGUUGCCGACUGCUGCGCCGUGUUUCUCGUCAAACAUGCCAUCGUCCCGUGCCGAUUCAUAGGCAUUGGUAGAGUGCUCAACGCUGCCUGUUAACGAAAGCUCACGGGCCAGCUUGCGCUUCUGGAGCCCAUCGGCUGUCUGUGUAAACUCGCGCUCAUCCUUUUCCAAGGGAGGCGACGCACUUCGGUGGCUUCUCGAGUACCGGAGGCUACUAGGUAGUGAUCCAACCGGUGUAGUGGGCAUGGCAAAGUCAUCGUCACCUUCGUCGAGUUCGUGAGAGGACAAGUCGACCUCGGGAGACGGGCUCAAUUCUCGGCGGCGAAGGUCGGCAUCGUCGCCAUCCUCAGAGCCUGAUGAGAUACUUGAGAGCGAUGGGGAUAUGACAGCCCUCUGGAUGUACGCAGGAGAGUCCGGGAAGGGCUUUCUUGGACUCGUUGUAAGGUAGAAAUAUGUCCGGCGCGGAUGUACCGUCUCCUGUUCCUUGCCCAGCGGGCAUGGUGCCAGAGCCCUCCAGCAAGAGCGCUUCAGGUACGCGGUGAGGCGGGAAGAGAUGAUGGCACAAGGAUUCGCGGAGCUUUAUAGAAAGUUAGCAUGUCGGCCAGAGCGAAAGGGGUUGUAUGGGACGAUAUUACUUCUUCACAAUAGGAACUUGUUGCGACAGGACGGUGGCCAGUUCCCUGACCAAAUGAGGACGAUUACAAGUCAUCUGUAAUUGGAUAAUGACAGCCUCGACAACCUCGUCGUUGACUCCAUCGAGAUCUAUUUGCUUCAAGGCCAAGCCGUCGCUAGUGGCAUCUUGCAUCUCAAUAUUUUCCGGGGGCGGUGAUGGCGGCGGCGUGUGGUCUAGCAUGACCUGUUCGUCUGGGCGCUUGUGUGAUGCAUGUCUGUGCCGCGUUCCAUCAUCCCCGAGGGACCGUUUCUGUCUCUUAUUCGGAUACGACGCUGGUAUGAUUGUAAUGCGGCUUCCCGGGUUCUCGGAAACGGUUCGAUUCGGGGUGACCAC
Messenger RNA from Colletotrichum destructivum, 3176 nucleotides. Its product is annotated as Putative S-adenosyl-L-methionine-dependent methyltransferase superfamily. Gene Ontology annotation, molecular function: methyltransferase activity. The coding region runs from base 245 to 1453 and encodes 402 amino acids. The record is from RefSeq and is a predicted model, not a curated record. Lineage: Eukaryota; Fungi; Ascomycota; Sordariomycetes; Glomerellales; Glomerellaceae. The transcript has 3 exons.